AUGACGGUUACUUUGCCCGAAACCUCCAACCAAAACCUAAGUCUAUUGACGGCAAUCCCGACCCAAAGCCAGUCGACCACCUCUCAACCAUCGGGUACAGGCACUCAAACGAAUCCCGAACGCGAUGAAAUUUGGUCCACCAUUCUAAAGGGAACUGCAUCAUCCAAGAUGGUCCCAAGCAAGAAUGUACUCAUCUUAGGUGAUCCCGGUUCGGGCAAGUCAACUCUCAUCCACUACCUCAAACACGAUCCAGGACCGCAAGCUGUCAAGCUUGAUAAUGACGAAGUCUCGGCCAAUGAUUCAUUUGGUGUCAAUGCCACCAACAACUAUACCCCCAUGCCACUUGACAUGCUUGACAAAGACGACGCAACCGCCACCCUUGCCCUAAGCUACACAUUCAUUGAAGUUCACGAUGAAGAGAAUGAAGCUAUUGCACGCUUGGGAUUAUAUCAGUUGGGCUUGUCGGCACCAGAAUACCUCCCACUUCUCAAGUUUGCCCUCAGCUCUCAUACACUUGCAGACUCUACAGUACUGAUCGUCUUGGACUGGACACGUCCCUGGAAAUUCCUUGAAACACUUCAACGCUGGAUUAAUGUGUUGCAACAUGCCAUUGAUGAGAUCUGCAAAGAAGGCAGUGCUGGUGAAUCAUGGAGUCGUGGAAAGGCUAUUGUGGAUGAAUUAAGAGAAAAAGUUGAACAUUACCUUCAAACAUAUUCUGAACCUUCACCCCUCACAACCGGGUUUGCCGUCGUACCAUCCACAUCAACAAGUUCAGUUCCAUCUACACCAUCUGGAUUUGUGACCGCACCGCUUGUGACAACCACGACAGCUGCAGACCAAGUUACCUUACCAUUGACUCAGGGCUGCCUCACAACAAACUUGGGUAUUCCAAUUGUAGUUGUCUGUUGCAAGAGUGACACACUUAACAAACUUGAGCAAACACAAGACUACAAGGAAGAACAAUUUGAUUUCAUCCAACAGACUCUUCGCUGUGUGUGCAUGAAGUACGGUGCAUCCUUGUUCUACACCUCGACUCUCCAACCCUACACUUUCCACAAUCUGCGCCAGUAUCUCUUACAUCGUCUAUUGGCCACAACCACCAAAACGUUCCCUUUCACCACAAAGGCUCAGGUGGUAGAAAGAGAUGCGGUAUUAGUACCCUCGGGCUGGGACUCGUGGGGAAAAUUGCGAGUGUUACGUGAUGGCUUUGACUGUGAGAGUGUGCAUCAGGGAUGGGAUUCUGAUAUGGAAGCUAUUGUGGACCGACAGCAGCCUGGAAGUCAUGGUGCGAGAGGUAUCUACGAAGACGCAAUACCCGAUCCAGAAACCGAAGAACAGCCUCUCAACAUUCCUCCGACUACUGCAUGUGAAGAUGAGCAAGUAUUCUUUGAGCGUCACUUUGAGACUCUUCAAAGAGCAUCUGAAGGCACUUCUACCCGACAGGGUACUGGAAGUGCUGCAAUUGCACGACCUAGUGUGGUCGGACCACUGGGUGCCUCGCCUGUGACCGCAGAUAUGAUGCGUGUAGGCGCAGAGAGAGAAGAAAAUGGAAGAAGACACAAGGAUUCACCUUUGGACAAGCCUGGAUUAAAGGGAGUGACGGCAAGCCCUAAUCCUGUGGAUCGUAUCCAAACCAGUCUUGGAAAUAAUGUGCCUGCUGCGGCCGGAAGUCCCGGUAGUCCAUUGAGCAGUGGCGCUGGUGGACCCGGAGGACCUUCUCACGAAGUCUUGGCCAACUUUUUCCAGUCCUUGCUAUCCAAAAAGGCGACAUCUGGUGGGUCUCCUGCCUCGCCUACAGCUGCCUCGCCUGUAUCUCUUUUGAAUACCGCGGCUUCCAAUGGACGUGGUGAAGAUGGUACUGGCCGAAGGUCGACUAUUAGCAGAAAAGAUGUGCACAAGGAACUAGAUCGAAUGCGCCAAUACGUCAACAAACCUUAAACCAAACCCAAACCCAAACCCAAAGAAAAAUGAAGUAAAAAAGAAUAAGUAAAAGGAAGAAGAAGAAGAAGAAGAAAAGAGAUCAGUCAACCCAAGUCAAACGAGCCCAAUUUACCAGAUUUACCAAAUUAACCAAAUUAACCAAAUAUAUUCUUUCCAUCCCCUCUAACACACCUUUUCUUCUCUUACACGCCAAAGCCUAUCUAUAUAUCUUUAUAUAUAUAUUCUU
Molecule: messenger RNA, 2167 nt
Organism: Phycomyces blakesleeanus NRRL 1555(-)
Lineage: Eukaryota; Fungi; Mucoromycota; Mucoromycetes; Mucorales; Phycomycetaceae
Exons: 8
Coding region: 1-1938 (645 amino acids)
Biological process (GO): microtubule-based movement; microtubule cytoskeleton organization
Cellular component (GO): cytoplasmic dynein complex; centrosome
Molecular function (GO): dynein heavy chain binding
Source: RefSeq, a predicted model, not a curated record